This is a messenger RNA of Funneliformis geosporum, 1662 nucleotides long. The record is from the annotation of a GenBank genome assembly. NCBI's taxonomy places the organism in Eukaryota, Fungi, Glomeromycota, Glomeromycetes, Glomerales, Glomeraceae.
AUGAAUUACAACUCAAGUGAAGCAUCAAAUGGUUACAUAAUCCAUAAUGCAAAUAUUUAUACUUCGGAUGAUGAUUUACCAAAAAUUGAAUCAUUUGUAGUAAUGAAUGGAAAGUUUAUAGAUGUUGGUAAUAAAAUUGAUUUAAUGGAAAAAUGGAAAGGAUUUAAAAGUAUCGAUUUAAAAGGCCGAACCAUAUUACCUGGAUUAAUUGAUGCGCACGGGCAUUUGCAAUAUCUUGGAAAUUCUUUACUAUCAGUGAAUCUCAUAGGAUCAAAAUCGGUUGAAGAGAUGCGUGAAAGAAUUCGAGAAUAUAUAAAUUCACAUCCUGAUAUCGAUCCUACCACGGAAUGGAUUGUAGGAUGGGGAUGGGAUCAAACACUAUGGACAUCUAAAUCAUUUCCAACUUGUAAAGAUAUAGAUUGUGAUCCAUUUCUCGAGAAAUACUCAAUCUCGAUGACACGUAUUGAUGGACACGUUGUGUUAGUAAACAAGAAAAUAUUAGUUAAAAUUGAAGAAAAGGUUGUUGAUGGUGGCGAAAUUGGAAAAGAUAAAGAUGGUGAACUAACUGGGAUUUUCGUUGAUAACGCUAUGCAAUUAAUUAUGAAAAUCAUGCCCUCGCCAAGUGAACAAAAAUUAUUACAGCAAUUACGAUUAGCGAUUUAUAGAAUGCAUUCUUUUGGAUUAAUAGGAGUACAUGAUGCAAAGGAGUUUAAUAUCCGAAAUUAUGCAAUGGUUGAAGUUCUAAAUAACAAUUAUAUUGAUGACAUUGAGAUUGUUGAAGGGUUAGGUGAUGGAAGAUUGACUGUUAGGAGCGUUAAGCUAUUUAUGGAUGGUGCUUUGGGAAGUUGGGGAGCAGCAAUGUUGGAACCUUAUUCCGAUGAUCAAACGAAAAAUGGGUUUUUAUUGUCUGAUCCAGCUUUAUUACCACCCGAAAUCAGAAAAUGGAUGGAUAAGGGAAUCCAAGUUAAUACACACUGUAUAGGUGAUAAAGCCAAUCAUUUGGUAAUCAAUGCAUAUGAGUCAGCUUUUAAGGAUCGUGUACUAUCACAAAAUGUCGAUAAAGAAAUGUCAGAACAGGAAAUUGAUGAAGAAGUAAAGAAAAUUGCAGAGAAAGUUAGAUUUAGAAUCGAACAUGCACAAAUUUUGACUUUUGAAGAUAUUAAACGCGUUGGUAGAUUGAAUAUAAUACCAUCAAUGCAACCCACACACGCAAUUUCUGAUAUGAAGUAUGCUGAACAGAGGCUAGGUAGUGAGCGUAUUAAGGGCGCAUAUGCAUGGAGAAGUUUCAUAGAAGCAGGGGUAAAAGCAUUCCCGCUUUCUUCCGAUUUUCCUGUUGAGCAUGUAAAUCCAUUUUUAGGAUUUCAUGCUGCUAUUUCAAGGAAAGAUGUUGACGGAAAUUCCCCACACGGCGAAAAUGGAUGGUUCCCUUCACAAAAAUUAACUCGACAAGAGGCAUUAAAAGGAUUUACUAUAGAUGCUGCUUAUGCAGGAUUCGGCGAAACCGUAAUGGGAUCAAUUACUAUAGGAAAAUAUGCCGAUUUUGUUAUAAUUGAUAGAGAUAUUAUGGAAGUACCUGAAAUUCAAAUUGUCGAUACACAAGUAUUAACUACUGUAUUUGGUGGUAAAGUUGUUUUUGGUGACGUACUUAAAGAUGUAAUUUAA